Messenger RNA from Paramecium sonneborni, 645 nucleotides. The record is from the annotation of a GenBank genome assembly. Lineage: Eukaryota; Ciliophora; Oligohymenophorea; Peniculida; Parameciidae.
AUGAAGGAUGAUAACAAAUUAGUAAAAGAUAUUUAAAAUAAAAUUCAUUAAAUUUUAAAAGGAGAAAAUACUGAAAAUGACUAUUCACAUAAAUUAAAAUGUAAGGUUCCACUUUAUUAAACUAUUGAUUGUUAAAAGCUAUGCAAUAAAUUAGCCAAAUUUAAUGAGUAAUAUCUAAUUGAUGAAUCAGAAAAAAAUCAAAUAGCUAUUAAUGAUAAGGUCUUAAAGUCAUACAAAUUUAAUUCUGUUCUAUCAAAAAGAAGACUUACAAAAAGUUUAUAAUAAAAAACUAAAUCCUAAAUUUCCAAUUAUACUCAUAGAUCAUAAGAUAAAUAAAAUAAAAUAUUUAACACUGAAUGGAUGGAAUAUCAAAAUAUAUAUGAUUUGCAUAAUCUACUAUCUCCUAAUUCUUUAGAUAUGAGUCCUGCCUACGAUGAAGUUGAAUUCAUUAAAUCAAAAAUUAAAAAACGUCAUCAACUAGAUAUCGUCAUUCCUCAUAGUAGUCGUAAUUUAAUUAAAAACAAUAAACCCAAGAAUUUUAUUGAUUUAGAUUAAAUUUAUAUUGUCCAACCUAACAAGACUUUGACAAGUAGAAUCAUUUUUAAAUAAAAUCAUAAUCGAGAAUCAUAAAGAAAACAUUAUUGA